UUUUUCACUGAAUAAGCCAAUGGUAGGUCGAGUUGUCGCUUCUUCGACAGUACUCGCUAACUUGCUCAGUCGUCAGUUACUCGCGAACCUUCUCGUAGAUAAGUGUGUGAUCCAGUGCUUGCAGGGAGGCGUUCGGACGGAGAGGCGUGCAGGCAGGGAGGCGUGCAGGCAGGGAGGCGUGCAGGCAGGGAGGCGUGCAGGCAGGGAGGAGUAAAGGCAGGAAGGCGUGCAGGCAGGGAGGAGUAAAGGCAGGAAGGCGUGCAGGCAGGGAAGCAGGAGGAAGGGGAGGCGUGCACGUCUGACGGAACUAACAACAUUUGGUCUGGCCACCGCCUCUUGACCAUACCUCAUACUUCAUUUACACUAAUUUUAGAUUUAGUCAUUUUAAGAUUAUUUUUGAAUUUAUUUUAAUUGUAUUAUUGUUUUAAAGCUUAGUAGUUUAUAGUUAGUAAUGAACACACACUCCAAACAAGUAUCUUUACGGUUUUAUGUUCGACAAUUAGACACAACGGACGGAAGAUUUUGACAACCCUACCGAGAUAACAGGAGUCGUAAUGUUCAUUGUGAAAUUUAUCGAUCCUCUCCGUGAAGAUACUUUUUGGUGUGUUACAUCAGGGGUUUUAUGGUGUGUUGUUUGUAGUUUUGUUUACGUGUGGAGUUAUGAUAUAAGCUGGUAGGUUAUGACCCCAAGUGGAAGGGUUUUAUUACUGCACAAUGUGGCUUUAUAUUAAACUCUGCUCUGCUACUCUACACAUGCUCUCACCCAGUCCAGUAUUAUCUGUAGUUGAUCUAAAAUGUAUAGCGAAACCUCUAUUUAACGGACUAUAUGGAGAGAAAAGUCCGUUAUAUCGAGGGUUCGUUAGUAAUACAUUACUGGAUGUCUUGAUGUUGGAAAAAUCUCAACUGAAAUUCCCCGAACAGUAAGUUGUGUUUUAAGAACAAUUAUUACAUUUAUUGAGGUAAUGAUUAUCACCUUUGUAUGUGUUACAAAUAAUUCCUAAUUUAAACCAUUUUAUUCACUUAUUAUUUUUAUUUCGUGUGAAUUUAUAUGCAAAAUAUAUAUUCAGUUGAACACUAGUUACCCCAUUAUCAUGUCAUUUAUAUUUAUAAACUUACUUCUUUAGUUUUGUUUAUGGAUUAAUAACUAUAUAAAAACAUAUAAAAAUUACUUGUCAUGAAUAUCUUAAUGUAUUUCUUAUAUAGUUGAGAUGUACAGUUACUCAAGACACUCUAUACAAAAUUGUGCUGAACAAAUUACACAGCAGAAGAAGGAUUUUGACAACCCUACCGAGACGAAAGGAGUCGUAGUGUUUAUUCCGAAAUUCAUCGAUCACCCCAAGAACAGAUAGUUUUUUGAGUGACUGUACAGUUAUGUAUCAUAGGAUGUUAGUGGUGAGGUCUGGACGUCUGACCCGAACUCAAUACUCUGCCCAGGUUGGGAUCUCACCUCACAACACAUUUAACCAGAUUCUUACACCAAGAGAUGACUUGAUCAAUGAUGAUUAAAUAUACAGUGUCGAUGUUUCAAAAUGUUAGUAUCAUAGUCAGGGACACUAGUUUGAAUCCCAGCCAGAAUUAGGGUAACAGAGAUUAGCGUAUGACUUUCAAGCUGAAAUAUCAUAUAAACCUCCAGCUUGAGGUUUCUGUUGACGAACAAAUUUUACCAGAGCCCACAUUUUUUUCACACAAGGUUCCUUAUCCUCUGCAGGUGACAACAGCGUCAUGCCGCCCCUUGGCCCUGAUGCAGUCAACAGCGUAGAACAACAGGAAACUCAGUCGCUGGUGUGUGACGCUUGUCCCUUACUGGCAGCUGCCCCGGCCAACAAUUGCACCCUCGUCAACGCUACCUGCUGUAAAUACUGGCUAUGUGGUGACCUGCCUCGUAACUGCUCCUCGAAGAAUGGCACCGUCUACCAGAUUGAUGACCAGUGGAAGGAGGAGGAGAACUGCAAGACGUGUCGAUGCCUCUUCAGCAGCAUCGAGGGCGCCUACACGAAAUGCUGGGACACCUUUUGUCCAGGCAAAUCUCACAAGGACUGUCUCACCCUUCAGAAGCCGUUAGGCCAGUGCUGCCCCCAGUACUUCUGCGAUAAUACGACCUGCUUGAGUCAGGGUUUGUACUAUGGCAUCGGGGAGACCUGGGAGACAUACGUUGCGCCUUGUGGGGAGUGUGAGUGUCAGAGUGUGGGUAAUGGCCAGCCUGAAGCACUAUGCCAGCUCGAGGUGUGCCCGACCCCUCCUUCUGACCCUCUCUGCCGCCCCAUCAAGCACAACAGGUGCUGUGACCUCCAGUGGGAGUGUACCAAUGAGUACUUGAUCACGACCCCGGAUAAAUGGGUGGCUGGAGGGAGAGCGUCGGUGUGUGUGUUUACAGUGCUCAACCAGGAGACCAUGGUCGACCUCUUCAUAAGCCUGUCGACCAAGACCUCUUCCAACACCAGCUCUGUCCUCCUUAACACCACAGUAGAGGGACCUGGUCACGUCUGUACCACUCUAGACGUCCCGAAUGUGAGUGAAUAUUACGGUGACCUCGAGAUCUUUGGUAAGGUGGGUGCCGCUAUGGUCUCCGAGUCCCUGAUGGUCAAAUUGGAAGAAAUGGGCAAGACAUUCGUUCAGACAGACAAAUUCCUCUACAUGCCAGGUCAAGUGGUGAAGUUCCGUAUCCUCACUAUCGUCGGAGCGGAGUCAAAGGUGUCGUAUGAAGAUCUGGAGGAGGUGUGGGUUACGUCCCCUUCAGGUGUUCGACUCGCUCAUUGGCUCAAAGUGAACAACUCGCAAGGUCUUGUGCAUUUGGAAUUUCCUCUGGCAGAUGAAGUUGAGGAAGGGAAGUACAAGAUCCAGACGAGGACAGAAGUAGGCAAGGGAUACCAAGUGUUCGAGGUGGAGCACUAUGACCUGCCCAGGUUUGAGGUCACACUCAGCCCUCCACCUUACGUCCUUUCCUCUGAUCAAUACAUUAUAUUCACCAUCUGUGCUGAGUACAACUGGGGCCAGGAGGUGGAAGGUUCGGCUUGGCUGGUUGUACACACCCACACACACUACUAUAACGGGCACUUGGAGGAUCAACACCCACUUGUCAACACAACAGUACAGUCAUUCACGGGCUGUGUGGCGGUGAACGUGUCGACUAAUAACCUGACGGAGGAGAUGUACUUCCACACCCUGAACGUGGAGGCGGUAGUGACGGAGCAGGGUACUGGGGUCACCUACGAAGCCUUCACAGAGGUCAAAAUUCAUCGACAAGUAGUGACCUUUAAGAUGAUCAAGAGUGAACGCUAUUUCAAGCCAGGACUUCCCUUUGUGUUUCAGGUAGAGGCGAGGUAUGCAGGCGAGAUGCUGGCCAGAGGGGAGCCCGUGUUGGUGUGUGUGGCCGACAUCUGCAAUAACUAUACCACCAAUAACAACGGCUCCGUUACCUCUAUCUUGCCGCCUCACCUCAUACACCAAGACACACCUGCUUACGUUCAGGUGGGAGCAGUAGACCACCAAGGAGGACCGGGCAUAUUAGGUGACCUGCAGCCCUCAGAGUCCACCUUCUACAUCAAGACCUACUACUCGCCUUCCUGCUCCAGUAUGGCCCUUCACCUUCCUUCUGGUAGACUUGAGUGCCAGCCUGGACAGAACAUCAAGGUCUUAAUACCAGUUAUAUUUGUGACCAAUAACACGGACAAGGUUGCUGUGACUACCCAGGUCAUAUCCCGAGGUCAGGUCAUAAUGACAAGCAUCCAAGAGCGAGUACUGACUGCCUCGCCUUUGGGUUUGGAUGAGGACCUUCUGUUGGCGCCGCUAAAGGACCCAGAAGGAGAACUAGUUAGAGGGUCCUUCACUAUUGAGGUCACGCUGCCACCUACAGCCUCACCCACUGUCUACAUAAUCAUCUGGUAUUCGAGAACGGACGGGGAGGUGGUGUCAGCAUCAGGCACUAUCGACGUGGCACUGUGUCUCACCAACCCCACCACUCUCACCUGGCACUCCUCCUCCUCUAAUGGCACCAAUCCCCCGGCACCAGGAGACAAGACCAGCUUCACCCUCUCUGCCAAUCCCAACUCUAUCUGUGGUCUUGGAGUAGUGGACCGGAGUGUAGAGAUGCUAGCAAGGGAACAACCUCAUCAACUGUCUGUACACACGCUCCUGGAUGUCGUGCGAGGGAUGGAGGUACAGUCCUGGGAACACUAUGACUACCUGGACCUUUACUCCCGCUGCUACCAAGAUUACAACUACGAUUACUGGGAUUACGAUUAUCCUCUACCGCCAAUACGUAAGAGGAGGUCAGCUACGGGGAUGGAAGAUUCGUAUGCUGUGCACUACGUUGAUGCUUUUUAUGCCUUCAGAGACGCAGGAUUACUGGUGGUUACCGACCUCGACUUGGAGACUCGACCUUGUCCUCACCAUGUCCCUGACCUGUUCCUGCCAGGAAUAAUGCCACUGGAUGAUAUGGCAGUGAUGGCGCCUGUAGCAUCGCCAGGGGAGAGCAGCGAGGAGGAAGAGGAUGAACAGGAGGAGGAGGGGGAUGAACAGGAGGAGGAAGGGGAUGAACAGGAGGAGGAGGGCGAUACAGAGGAGGAGGAAGUCCGUAACGGACAGGACACAAGGAGCUACUUCCCUGAGACUUGGCUCUGGCAGCUCCUGGUUCUCGACAACACUGGUGAGACAGUAGAGGAAGUAACACUACCAGACACCGUCACUGAAUGGGUCGGGAAGGCUGUGUGUGUCCACCCCCAGAACGGUGUGGGAUUCAGUGGCCCCGCCUCUAUCAUCACCUUCACCCCCUUCUUCCUGGAUCUGAUCGCCCCGCCCUCAGCCCGUCGAGGGGAACAAGUGCCACUGCUUGUGUCUGUCUUCAACUACCUGAACCAGAGCCUCCCGGUGACUGUGACUCUGGCAGAAAGUUCCCGGUAUAACGCCAGCUGGUACACGAGGGAGGUGUGUGUGGGGCCGGGUACCCAAGGCCUGCUACAGUUCACGGUGACGCCAUCUUACGCCGGCGACAUCUCUCUCACCUUUAGUGCCAACAUUACCUGGGGAGCUGGUGACACUUGUGGUAAUGGCACUCUUGUUAUUAGUACCAGAGACACAAUCACUGAAGUUCUGAGGGUGACCUUGGAGGGCGUCAUCAAGGAGGAGGUCCACAGCUCCUUCAUCUGUGCUGGUGAGGGGAACGUGACCUUUGAGAUGAAGGAAGUGGCUGGGGUAGUAAACGACUCGGACAGAUCCUUCGUUGGCGUCUCCGGCGAUCUCUUGGGACCUACUCUUGAAAACUUAGGCCACCUAGUGAGGCUACCAUCGGGGUGUGGGGAACAGAACAUGCUCAACUUUGCCCCUAACGUCUACAUCCUCCAGUAUCUGAACAUCAGCAACCAGACCACCCCACAGCUCAUCAUCAAGGCGACCGACUACAUGUCUAAAGGAUACCAGCGAGAGCUCCGGUACCGACGGGAGGAAGGAUCCUAUAGUGCCUUCGGUGAACAGGAUCAAGAGGGGUCCACCUGGCUCACCUCCUUCGUCCUUAAAUCUUUCGCUGGAGCCAAGAACUUCAUCAUGGUAGACGAGGAGGACCUGGCUGUAAGCGUCAAGUGGCUCCUCUCUCAGCAGGACGACAACACAGGCUGCUUCAAGUCCGUCGGCAAAGUCAUUCACAAAGACAUGAUGGGAGGCGUCAGCAGCGGCUCAGACGGGUUUCUAGGUUGUCUCACGGCCUACGUGGUGAUCGCUCUGACGGAAACUGGCCACCAUAACUCUCCGUCAGCCGUCUCCAACGCCCUCCAGUGCAUCCUCAACGACGCUACUCCUCACAACUACUACUCCGGAGCUAUCAAGGCAUACGCCCUCGCCUUGACUUCAUCUGCCGACGUCGAGAGUUACAUCGCCCUCGCCUACGCCCUUCUCCAGAAAGAACCUAAGGACGUGAGUAAAGGUUCCCAGGUAGAGGCGGCUGGCUACCUCAUGCUAGCCAUGAUGAAGGUAGACUCGGUGCGUUACGCUAAUGAAGGUUUCCUCUUGGCCAAGACGAUCACGGCGCAUCGCAAUGGCCAGGGAGGCUUCGUCAACACUCAGGACACUGUGGUGGCGCUAGAGGCCCUGGCAGCGUUCAACCAGGUGUACCCGCCCUCAGACACUAACCUACAGGUGACCGUAACAGCAGGCAACCAGAGCACUGCGUUCAACAUCACCCAGGAGAACAGACUCCUCCUCCAGACACAACACAUUACAGAGCCUCUACCAUAUAAUGUCUCCGUUACGCCCUCUGGUGUAGGUUGUGUGGUGAUGAUGGCCGUUCACCGAUAUAAUAUACCCGAGGAACCCAAGAGUGAAGCCUUCAGUAUGAACUUCACGGCCACUCAAGUUUCAUGCUCGAGCUCCGCCCUCCGAGUCUGCUUUGCUUACCUCCUCCAAGAUAACUCCUCCAACAUGGCCGUCCUCGAACUCCACCUUCAGACUGGCUACCUCGCUCUCGAAAAGGACCUUGAGUUACUGCUUGAGAAGGAAAUUAUCAAGAGGUUUGAUAUCGAGGAGGCUAUAGUGCAGCUGUACUUGGAAUCUGUAAGUAGAGAUGAAACGUGUGUAGAAUUAGAAGUACUUCAGAAGACAGUAUUGGAGGACCCUCACCCCGGUACGCUCACCUUAUAUGACUACUAUGAGCCACAUCUGAGGUUAACCAAGAAAUUUACACUUGAGAAGAAUGGAUGUUAGGUGCCAUCGUGGACGACUAUGAUGACUACGACGACUACCACUAUGAUGACUACCACGAUGACAACUAACACAAUGACGAUUACCACGAUGAUGACUACCACGAUGACGAUUACCACGAUGACGAUUACCACGAUGACGAUUACCACGAUGACGACUACCACGAUGAUGAUUACCACGAUGACGAUUACCACGAUGACGAUUACCACGAUGAUGACUACCACGAUGACGAUUACCACGAUGACGAUUACCACGAUGACGAUUACGACGAUGACGAUUACCACGAUGACGAUUACCACGAUGACGAGUACCACGAAGACGAUUACUACGAUGACGUUUAAGACGGCUAUGGCCACGACUACGACAAGAAUAGCCAGGACAAAUCUCAACAAGAUGUCAAGGGUUUACCAGUAUGUACGUGUGAUAACAACAGUCAACAGUGAUACCAACAGUCAACAGUGAUGCUAACAGUCAACAGUGAUACCAACAGUCACUAGUGAUGCUAACAGUCAACAGUGAUACUAACAGUCAACAGUGAUACCAACAGUCAACAGUGAUGCUAACAGUCAACAGUGUUACCAACAGUCACUAGUGAUGCUAACAGUCAACAGUGAUACUAACAGUCAACAGUGAUACCAACAGUCAACAGUGAUACCAACAGUCAACAGUGAUACCAACAGUCAACAGUGAUACUAACAGUCAACAGUGAUACCAACAGUCACUAGUGAUGCUAACAGUCAACGGUGAUACUAACAGUCAACAGUAAUACCAACAGUCAUCAAUGAUACUAACAGUCAACGGGAUACCAACAGCUGACAGAAAGACAUAGUAAAGAAUUGUUACUAAGUUUAGCAAUAUUCCUGUCAUUAUUAUCAAUUAAAUUAUGCAAGUAUUUCUUGCUAUUAUUUUGAUUUAUAUUGUAAAGUAGCAUCAUAAUUUUGUGUUUUAUUUCAUUAUUAUUCGUUUUCAAUCAAAUAUAUAUUAAUCAAAGGUGUCAAUUUUGUUUUGCUAUUACCAAUGUUUACAUAAACCUAUAGUUAUCUUAAAGAGGAGACAACACACUAUACUUUGUUUAACAGUUUUAGGGGGGGACUUUUAUCCUACAAGGUGGUCAUUUAGACACCAUUACGUCGCUAAACUAUACAGAGAUUUACCUCCCUCUUGUGUUGUGACCAGUGAGGCAUUCUCUCUCUCACCCCGUUAGCCAACAGUGUACCGAGUCAAGGACGGCGAACGCACCCCCAACGACCACACUGGUGCCCUCACAUUCUACCUAGCAACCAAACCUUAGGGAACACGCAAAUGACGCCGACCACAUUAAGCAACUAUUGUUAUCUUACACAGACAACAUCAACCAAGUUCGACCGCGAAUUACCACUCAAACUCAUUACAACCUUCCCAUAAUGAUUUCUUACAUAAGACGCCAUACUUAGUGGUGUGUCGUUUUGUGCACUACCCUCUCGCUUCCCUUCCAUACGAUAAUUUAACCUGUUGAGUACGAUAAUUUAACCUGUUGAGUACGAUAAUUUAAGCACUUGCGUUCGAUAGAUUUACCCUUAGACUUGGAGUAUGAUAAUUUAACUUGUUGAGUACGAUAUCUUAUGGGGUCCCUCCGGAAACAAUACUUAUGGUUAAGUUAAUAACUGAUAAGCCGUAAAAAGCAUGAGAUCAUAUUUUUUUACACUUCUGAGUAAUUUCUGAUAUUGAUAUAUAAAUAAUUGUAUCUUUUAUCUGUAUCAGCAUCAACAUAUCCUCCCUGAACUCUUUAUGUAAACUAUUAGUCUCACAGUGGCCAGCUGGGAGUACUUUCCUCGCUGGCUGUAAGUGAGAGGAGACCCCGCCUCAUCCUUGUGGCCGCUUGAAGGUACUCCCUCUCUCUGGUUCUCUCCUUGCUGUCCGCGCAUGCGCUUGGGUCUCGCCUCGUCAGGUACCGUAUAUAAGCAUGUAGGACCCCAGCAGCAGUACAAGUUCUAUUGCCAGCGAAUCGUCAAGAACUAACCAUCUUUCAACAUGCACCGUAACACAUUCUUCGCUCUGGCCGUCGCCUGUGGCCUCCUCCACCUCACGAGCUGUAUUUUCGUACUUGAGACCACCGGCGCCCUGACUGCAGCAACAAUCUCACUUGGCGCAGCCUCCUCAACCACCGCUGCCGCAGCUGCCUUUGCUGGUGUGGGUGCCCUGGCCCUCGCUGGUGUCCUGGUAGCCACCCAGGCCGCGUCCUCCAAGGGUAAGCGCAGCGCCCCUACCUGUCUACCUGUUAGCAACCCCGACCUGUUUUUCACCCUGGCGGCCAACUCAGACAAGCUGGGGUGCGGGAUGCGUCUGGUGUGUGAGCUGGAGUCCACUCCUGACGAGGCUCUCACCCACCAGGAGAAGCUCAUCCUAGGGCUUUUCGGCCGUACUCCCGUCCCCGUCAACUUCGAACAGCUUAACUCCCCAAAAGCUGGCUUCCAGUAUGCUGCUUUCGUUGGUGCUAAAGCUGCCUCUCCCGCCGAGUGUGCCAAGACCUUCAACCUGUGCCCCUUCGACCGUGUCACUAUGAUCAAAGCCUUCCAGAAGAACGGCAUCAAUAGCCUCUGAAACUCUUAACGUGAAUAUUUAUCGGCGGCAAUUCCCUUCCUGCCAGCCGGCUGUCUUGUAGUGACGUUGGUUGACCUUGUAGUGCCUGGCACCUGGUCACCUCUUAUAGGUGACCCUACUUAAACUCAGGUAUAGGUCAGGUCAGAGCCGUCAACUAGUCACUGUACAAUCACACUUCUGUCACUUUGUUUACAGAUGAAAAGUUCACUUCAGUUUCAUCACCACAAAUGCUUCUUUAUAAUAAAUUAUACGACACAUAA
Homarus americanus (American lobster) is the source of this 9527-nucleotide messenger RNA. Its product is annotated as alpha-2-macroglobulin-like protein 1. The transcript has 31 exons. NCBI's taxonomy places the organism in Eukaryota, Metazoa, Arthropoda, Malacostraca, Decapoda, Nephropidae. Gene Ontology annotation, cellular component: extracellular region. Bases 1723 to 6690 code for a protein of 1655 amino acids. The record is from RefSeq and is a predicted model, not a curated record. Gene Ontology annotation, molecular function: protein binding; endopeptidase inhibitor activity.